Moneuplotes crassus is the source of this 1032-nucleotide messenger RNA. The record is from the annotation of a GenBank genome assembly. Lineage: Eukaryota; Ciliophora; Spirotrichea; Euplotida; Euplotidae.
AAUAAUGUUAAGGAGCGUAAUCUUUUGAUUGGGUAUGCAGAUAGCUGUCGUAUUGUGACUUAAGAGACAUUUGGAGUCUGAAUCUGCAAAGUGACUCUGGUGAUUAAAUGAACUUACAACUAAAUGGUGUGUAUAUGACCUUUCUUACCCACGACAAGGUGCAUGAUGAGCUCUGAGUUAUAAUGCAAAUCCUUGAAAUCUUGAUUAUAGCAUGGCAUGCCCUAAUCAGACUUCUAUUGAAGAUACACAGAAUAAAACCUAAUGCGAGGCUAAUACUAUGACCAUCUUUCGAGUCAGAAUGAGGCUCUUUAGACCUCAGAGCUACGACUUCUAGGUCGAUGUUGGAAAGGAUAUUUCCUAUAAAGAAUGUUGUCUGAUCUUAUAACAUCUCUACUCUUUCUGAAAAUACUACUUUCUUGAAGAUCAUUCCUAAGAAAAUAGAGUAUGCAGAGGUUGAAGUGUACAGUGCUAAAAAGAACCAGUCGUUUGAGUAUGAAUUGAAGAAAAGAAACCUCAGCCCAGGUGAAGAAUUUGAGAUAGCCUUCAGUGACUGAAAUCCCAUAUCCUCAUCUUUUCGCCCCUGUUUGUACAUCCUUGUUCUUCCCCUUGAGACCUCUUCUGUGGUAGAACUAGAGUACGUAGAAGUUGACAGAUCUGCAAGUACCGAAAAUGAGAAGAAUUAUAAUGAGAUAGUUGUAUAUGCAGUUGUGUUUGUUGGUGCAGUCUUGGCCACUUUCUGAGGAGUUGUUUUGAUUUAUGUGUGAUAUAAAAUUAUGUGAGGAAGAGGUGAAGUAGAAGUGGAGGAGACUGAAGAUUUUGUGAGGAAGAAAAUUGAGCAAGAUCAGAGGAGUGUUGAGCGGAUACAUCAGGAUUCUAAUGCUCAGCAGAUUUAUCAUAAUCCUAAUGUACGGAGUCAGGCUUAUAUGAUAGGUAGGUGUUGUUCAAUCUUUAGCUCAGAAGGGAUCAAAAGUAACUCCAAUUGUUGAUAUUAGAAGUAAUUCAGUUAAAACAUAAUUAUUUAUAAUUUAAACU